AAAACAUAACAAGAAUUCGAGUUGAAAAUUGAAACCAUGUGCCCUACAUACCAACACGACGAUUCAUCUGACCAUUUUUCUCCUAACUAUUCUCCUCCCUACUCUUCAUCUUCUCCGAGUGCUGAAACUCAGAAUCGUCCAUUGCAGCUUUCUUAUAUCCUUCAAUUCAGUGGUGCAACAACAUCAAGAGCUGAUGCUGGUGCAUCAACAUCAAGAGCUGGUGCUGCUGCUUCAACAUCAACUGGAAAUGGAACAUCAACUGAAAAUGGAUUUUAUGAACCAACUGGUGCAUCAACAUCAAGUACAAAUGGAUUUUAUGGACCAACCGGUCCAUCAACAUCAACUGGACAUGGAUUUUCUGGAGAUGCCGGUGCAUCAACAUCGAGUACAAAUGGGUUUUCUGGACCAACUGGAUCUGGAUUUUCUGGACUAUCUAGUGCAUCAACAUCUAGUAGAAAUGGAUUUCAUAGACCAACUGGUGCAUCAGCAUCAAGUGGAAAUGGAUUUUAUGGGCCAGCUGGUGCAGCAGCUAUGGUGCUUGUAAAAGAUGCUGAGGACAGGGAUGAACAUGCAGUCGUGUUGCAUCGAUUUCGCCAAGGGUUGGGAAAUCAAACAAUUAGCGUUGCUCAGUAUCGCGGAUUAAUUUUAGGACUGACCGAAUCGUUAAGGAAAGGAUACACAGAGAUCAGUGUCCAAGGAAACUCUGAACUUGUUAUCAAUCAGUUUUUAGGUAAUUGGGAAAUCGACGAUCCGGAACUAAGGAGCUUAUGUGAUGAGGCUUUGGAGCUGCGUAAUAGCUUUCAAUCAUUUUCCAUCAAUCACAUUGACCAGAACUUAAGCCGCGAAGUUGAUGAUGAAGCAGUUCGGGCCAUUUCUCUCCCAGAUGGUCAAAUUGAAGAAGAACCACAACCACAUGCUUAAUGAUGAUCUGGCAGCAUGCUGUUAUCGAAAGCUAUUCGCAACAUUACAAUCAGCUCACGUUUCUGCCGAGCAAUUUAGCAUGUCUAAUGUCAAAUGUUUGUAAUAUCUGGCAGCAUCCUAUGAUGUUUUGGA
Lathyrus oleraceus (garden pea) is the source of this 1053-nucleotide messenger RNA. RefSeq lists its product as uncharacterized. The transcript is spliced from 6 exons. Gene Ontology annotation, molecular function: RNA-DNA hybrid ribonuclease activity; nucleic acid binding. Bases 37 to 921 code for a protein of 294 amino acids. Lineage: Eukaryota; Viridiplantae; Streptophyta; Magnoliopsida; Fabales; Fabaceae. The record is from RefSeq and is a predicted model, not a curated record.